UGGCCGCCCCAGCGUCUGGCGACUGUGCAGAGAGAAGUGUCUCAGCAGGCAGGGAUGAGCCAGAGCUCCUGCCCCCCCUGUGCUUCGUACCCUAAAGGAGAAGGCUGCAGCUCAGCUUGGUUGUUAAAAUGUGAGCAAGAGUAGCUUGAUCCUGCGGUAGCGAAGUGCCCCUCUUGGAGUGAACUGCAGAGACUGGCAGUGGGAUGGGGCCAGAGGGGAGUUGUGCCUGAGUGACUGUCACAGGGCUGAGUAGCCAUGGAGGGAGGGAAGGGUGGAGAGUGAGAUCCGCUCUUAGCUCACACACACAGCCCUAUAAAGCUAGGGCUGCUCCGUUGAACGGGCUGCAUUUCUCCAGCUGCUGCAACGUCUCUGCCUCCCCUCUGCCCUUGCCUGAGGGUCUACAAGGAUUAAGGAAAGUAGGGAAAGCCAUUACGUGCAGGAGGAGGUGGAGGGAGGGGGGCAGUCAUUAGCAUUCCUGUGCUGUGCCUGAGCUGGCAGCAUCUCAAGGAGAGAUCCGGGGCCAGCCCAGGAAGGGAGCUGGGACCAGGAAGAGGAGCUGGAGCCCUGUUCCUGACACCCCGUCCCCCAGAACCUCUCAGCCCUGUGUGCCACCAAGCACUUGCCUUCUAGUUUCUGCUCUGCGUCUCUUUCCCUUUCUUUAUCCUGCUCUGAGUGCCUGUUCUCGGCAGCUGCCUGGCUGAUUUGGGGCUCGAGCUGAACUUUGCUUCUGGGUCUGGGGCUCUGCAGCUGCUGCACUUCCCCAGCAAGGCUGGGGAUGGGACUCCGGGAGCUGACUGUCUGGCUGAUCGUGGCUGUGGGGCUCGUACAUGUGUCCCUGCAAGGAGAGUUCCAGAGGAAGCUCUAUAAGGAGUUGCUGAAGAAUUACAAUCCUCUGGAGAGGCCUGUGGCCAAUGAUUCCCAGCCGCUCACUGUCUACUUCACUCUUAGCCUCAUGCAGAUCAUGGAUGUGGAUGAAAAGAAUCAAGUUUUAACAACCAACAUUUGGUUACAAAUGUAUUGGACAGAUUACUAUUUACAAUGGAACAUGUCGGACUACCCCGGAGUGAAGAAUGUUCGUUUUCCUGAUGGUCAGAUUUGGAAGCCAGAUAUUCUUCUGUACAACAGUGCUGAUGAGCGAUUUGAUGCGACAUUUCAUACCAAUGUUUUGGUCAAUUCUUCAGGACACUGCCAAUACCUGCCCCCAGGCAUAUUCAAGAGCUCAUGCUACAUAGAUGUGCGCUGGUUUCCAUUUGAUGUUCAGAAGUGUAAUCUGAAGUUUGGAUCCUGGACCUAUGGUGGAUGGUCCUUGGACUUACAAAUGCAAGAAGCAGAUAUAUCUGGAUACAUUUCAAAUGGAGAGUGGGAUCUAGUAGGAGUUCCUGGGAAGAGGAGUGAGAGUUUUUAUGAAUGUUGUAAAGAACCUUACCCAGAUGUGACAUUCACAGUGACUAUGAGACGUAGGACUCUGUAUUAUGGACUCAAUCUUCUCAUUCCUUGCGUGCUGAUAUCUGCACUUGCCCUAUUAGUUUUUCUGCUUCCGGCUGACUCAGGAGAGAAGAUCUCACUAGGUAUAACAGUUUUAUUGUCUCUUACUGUCUUUAUGCUACUUGUGGCAGAAAUUAUGCCAGCAACAUCAGAUUCUGUGCCAUUAAUAGCUCAGUAUUUUGCCAGCACCAUGAUUAUUGUUGGCCUUUCUGUUGUUGUCACUGUUAUUGUUCUGCAAUAUCACCAUCAUGACCCAGAUGGGGGGAAAAUGCCGAAGUGGACAAGAAUCAUCCUUCUGAACUGGUGUGCCUGGUUCCUGAGGAUGAAGAGACCAGGGGAGGAUAAAGUACGCCCUGCCUGUCAGCAUAAGCAGCGUCGAUGUAGCUUGUCAAGUGUAGAUAUGAACACUGUGAGUGGACAACAAGCCAGUAAUGGGAAUAUGCUCUAUAUUGGGUUCCGGGGGCUGGAAGGGGUCCAUUGCGCUCCGACCACUGAUUCUGGGGUAAUUUGUGGGAGGAUGACCUGUUCACCAACAGAAGAAGAGACUCUCCUGCACAGUGGACACCCCUCUGAAGGUGACCCAGAUUUGGCUAAGAUCUUGGAGGAAGUUCGAUAUAUUGCAAACCGAUUCAGGGACCAGGAUGAGGAGGAAGCCAUUUGCAAUGAAUGGAAGUUUGCAGCCUCCGUGGUAGACCGUCUCUGCUUGAUGGCCUUUUCUGUCUUCACAAUCAUUUGUACAAUCGGCAUUUUAAUGUCGGCACCAAACUUUGUAGAGGCUGUGUCUAAAGAUUUUGCUUAAUUCUGCAAAGUGUCUGUGAUCCUUCAAGGUAUGCUAUGUAGCAUAUAGAUGAGUACAUGGUCUUUUUUUAAAAAAAAACAUGCCAUAUCAUGAAUAUACUCUUACUCAGUGACACAUUUAAAAACAGUAAAAUGUCUAUAGGGCUCACUCCAACCUGUGAGAUGCUGAGGGACCUUAACUCCCACUGAAGUGUGUAAAUAGGACAUUCAGUUUGUAGGGUUGAGUCCACAGUUUGUGAGCUAUUGCUAAAGUAUCUGAUGGACCAAUCGAAGGCCACUGGCAUUAAUGGAAAGAUUUCCAUUCACUGCAAUGAGCUUUGGAUCAGGCCCUUAGCCAAUAAAUGACACAAGCGCUAUAAUGGGGGAACACUCCCACCGGCUUAUGUUGUCAGAAGCAACUAGUGAAUGGGGGUAGGAGGGGGCCCAAGCUGACCCUCCUGAUUUUCAGAGGGUAGGUACUCAGCAAUACAGUAACUCCUCACUUAAAGUCGUCCCAAUUAACAUUGUUUCGUUAUUAGGUUGCUGAUCUAUUAGAGAAAAUACUCAUUUAAAGUUGCGCAACGUUCCGUUAUAAAGUUGUUUGGCUCGUCCCGCUCCACCUGCCUGCCCGGCGCUCCUGCUGGGGAGCGGGGUCAGGGCGUUGGGGCUCGCCCCGCUCCACCUGCCUGCCCGGCGCUCCUGUUGGGGAGCGGGGUCAGGGCGUUGGGGCUCGCCCCGCUCCACCUGCCUGCCCGGCACUCCUGCUGGGGAGCGGGGUCAGGGCGUUGGGGCUCGCCCCGCUCCACCUGCCUGCCCGGCGCUCCUGCUGGGGAGCGGGGUCAGGGCGUUGGGGCUCGCCCCGCUCCACCUGCCUGCCCGGCGCUCCUGCUGGGGAGCGGGGUCAGGGCGUUGGGGCUCGCCCCGCUCCACCUGCCUGCCCGGCGCUCCUGCUGGGGAGCGGGGUCAGGGCGUUGGGGCUUGCCCCAAUCCGCCCACCCGGUGCUCCUGCUGGGGAGCAGGGUUGGGGCAUGGGGGCUUAUCCCACUCCACCUGCCUGGUAUUCUAGGUGGGGAGCGGGCAAGCCCCCAACCCCACUCCCAGGCAGGAGCGCCAGACAGACGGAGUGGGGCAAACCCUUGUGCCUUAUCCCUACUACGCCCCACCUCAACCAAGCUUCACAGUAUCUUUGGUGAAUACAGUAUUAGUUUGUUUAAAAUUAUUUAAAACUUAUACUGUAUAUGUAUAUAAUGUCUUUUGUCUGGCGAAAAAAAUUUCCCUGCAACCUAACCCCUCCCACCCUGUUUACAUUAAUUCUUAUGGGGAAAUUGGAUUCGCUUAACAUAGUUUCGCUUAAAGUAGCAUUUUUCAGGAAGAUAACUACAACGUUAAGCGAGGAGUUACUGUACUGAAAAUCAGGCCCCAGAAAAGUGUGUCAAGUUGGGCUCCUAAAAACUGAGGCUGCCAAAAUGGAUACUACCAACUUUAAUAGGAGCCAGCUCUGAAGCAUAGAUCCUAAUUUUAACAGCACUAAAAGUGGGGGCUGAAUUUUUAAAACACACUUGAAAUGAUUUGUCAAGAAAUUUAAUUUUGGGGCUUAUACCCACUGCCUUCUCCAGCAAAGACAUUCUUUGAACUGCCAAGUUUUGUUGAACCUAUUUUGCUAUAUUGAUGUCUGUCUUUUUUUAAAAGGAAAAUGCAGGAUUCAAGAUCUCUACAUCUUCAUUUGUUAAAGAGAGACUCGUGUCUUUUUACUGAUUGCUUUCCAAUGUGGCAAAAAUAACUCUCUCUAUACAAACUCAAAAAUAAAUGACAAAUCUAAAGCAAAGUGAGCUUUAGUGUUCAAAAUUUAAGUGUUCAAAAUUAAUGUUUUGUCUGAUGCAUGCACAGUCUUUUAGAUAUAGCAUCAUCUUUCUUUGACUUACCAAUCUGUAUUAUGGAAAGAAAACUGGUUAGCUUUUUUGCUCAGUGCAUUGUUUAAUGCUGAAAACUCUUCUUGCUGUGCAUAAGCUGUAAAUAUUCACCAGGAAACUUUAAAUAGGAAUUCCUUUUUAGAAAAUCAUUCUGUGGGCAAAGUUUUAAGUGCACAAAUAAAUAAUUAGGUGCUUAACAUUAACCAUUUGUACCUUUAAAAUUCUCCCCAUGGAAUGUUAAACUUUUCAAGUGAAUGUGGUGCUCAAGGAAGGUGCUGAGCGGACAGUGCUGGAGACUGAAGUCAUGUGUCUACAAAGCAGGUGCUGAAAAGUAUCCCUACUCUGUCCUGUCAAUGUGCCUGAACUAUGAUCUCAGAGGACGGGGCUCUUUUUAGGGAACAGCAGAAGCUAGUUCAGUUCUGAGAUUGCCAAGAAGGCUGCAAAUUGAUGCCAGUUGUGGGAGGUUUUUAUUGAAGUGGAUAUUAGGUUGAGAAUCCAACUAACUUCUCAGACAGCUGUAAGAGCAAUGGGAUAGGAGCCUCUUUUGGUUAUUACUGAUUUUAGCUGGUUUUGAAUUACAAACAGUUGAAAGGCUUUGGGUGAGAGCUUCAUCCCCACUUUGGUCCCUUACUGCCAAAUAAAAAGCCUAGAGUGGUGAAAGGGGGUCCCUAAAAAGUCCUCUAUAUAGCUGGGGGAGUAUUCUUCUGGCAUAGGGGGCAUGCUGGCAGUGGGAGGGAUGUUGAGCCACAAUACACAGCACUGUGGAGAUUCCUGGCACUGCUGCUUCCCAUAGGGCAGGCCAGGGAGGUUGCUGUAAUCUAGACAGGCCUGGGCAUGUUGCACCAGGGUUUGUGCAGCCCAGGAUCAGGAGGCGCCAGGGGAGGCUUAAAGCUGUGUUAGCUCCCCUCCCCUGGUGCUGUGCCUCUUGAAGUGCAGCACAGAAUCCCACCUAUAGUAUCUAGAGCUGAGCAAAUAAUUUACACUGAUUAGUUAAUUUAGUCUCUUUGGUUUUGAUUUGUCCAUGAGGAAAUCAGUUUCUUAGAUGUAUUUAUUCAAAAUUAUUCACUGAAUAAUUCUUGGUUUGUAGAUUGCUCAUCAGCAGUUCACUAUUUAUUAGUCUCUAGGGUGCCACAAGUACUCCUUUUCUUUUUGCGGAUACAGACUAACACAGCUGCUACUCUGAAACCUGAGUUUCAGUGGAGUCACAUGGUAUGAUUCCCUGAUUCUAGGAGUUAUGCUCUGCCAAAUGGCUUUCUUGUGCAAAUACUUGUGUUCAAGUUGAAAACGUCUUUAGAGAGAUUUAUUAAACAAUCGCUUAAAAUGUGCUGAGUCAGCAAAAAUUCCUGCUAGCCAAUUCACCUGUUAGCAUAUUCACAGAAAGUGAGUGCAAGUACAGGAUGAAUCAAAUUCAAUUGUUUAGUUGAGUGAAUAUAAAUGGAAUAUAUUCUUGAGAUUUGCUCACCUGCUUGUAGUUCUCAAAGAUCUCUACCAAUACUUUGAGCUAUCCACUCCCUCGAAAAAAGAUUUCUAAAAAUGUUGGCUUAGAAAUCAUUGUUAUUGUGACCAUCUGGCUGGAUAUGGAUAUAAUUUCUGGUACAAUGUACGAUGGUGGUAGAAAUGUUUUGUCAGACUACACUGCUCCCCAUCAAAUGGAAUUUAGUGUUAAACAAAAUGUUUCGUUUUUACACUCUAAAGUUCAUUGUUGAAGUAGUUGUGUAGCCCAAUGGAAAGUGGAUUACAAUCUGACAUUGAGCUCCUAUGUUACCAUUCUGUGUCUACACUUGGAAAAGUGGGACCUAUAGUUUUCUAUGGGGCAGCUCUGCCAGAGGUAGCAACGGUGGAGGCCAUAGUAUAUCUAAAUCUCAGGUGUUUUACCACUGAUAUUUCACACUAUUAAGCAUUGGGCUUGACAACUUGGUGGUAAGACACCAGCCUCAUGUCUACACUACAGCCUCCAUCACUGCCAACACAGAAAUGCACCAAUGAUAAAUUAUGAGUCCUAAUUUUCUUAGAGUGGAGACAGCCUGUUAGACAAAUAGCAAGAUGACAGUUGCCAGCAAUUACAACAGUGAAUUUUUAUUUUGUUACGUGAAGAUACUGCUUAAAGUUGUAAAUUUUCAGACCGCUGGCCUGAGCAAAAUAGGUAAAAUUUUCUUUCCAAACUGUAGGUAUUAUAUGUAUAUGUGCUAAAAGAUAAUCUGAUCUAAAUGCUGGGGGAAGUACACUUAAAACCCUAUGCAUCAAGUUGGGAAUUAAAUACUAUAUACUCUAUGUGUACAUAAUAUAUAGAAGAUACAUGUUGAUAGUGAUCUGUUAUGAUCUUACACUGUGGUGAGUGAGUUCUCUCAAGUGACUUGUCUGGCAAACACACUAAAAAGCUCACUCUAGAGCGUUGGUAUCAUGUACAAUAUUAUUGGACAAUAGACAUUACUUUGUCUGUUUUUAUAUUGAAUAUGAAGCUUUUUAAUAUUUAAAAAAUAAAUUGUCAUUAUGCCAAAAAUCAAUUCCAACCAUAAAUUAAAAAGUUAAUAGUUUUAAAGAUAGAUAAAAUAUUUAAACAAUAUUUAAAAUAGUAAAUUAUUUUAUAUGGGAUUUAACAAUAUUGUGUAAAAGUUUUUUUUUAAAAGGAUUCUUGAAAUUUAUGUUAACUAUAGCUGUGGGGUUUAAUCUCAGAUCACUUGUGACUGCUCCACUUUUUACUUUGUAUUGAAAAAAAAAAAAAGUAAACCAAAGCCCUGAGUUAGUUUCCUUUUGCUACAUUAUUUUGAAUAAGAAACAAAGGACAGCUUGCAUUAGAAAGAGAUGAUACAUCCAUUAAAUAUUGUUUGUUAUACAAGUAAUGCGACACCUUUUUGGUCCAGUACAAAUAAAUAUUUUAGAUCAAAAGUU
Caretta caretta (loggerhead turtle) is the source of this 7061-nucleotide messenger RNA. It is a transcript of the gene CHRNA7, whose product is annotated as cholinergic receptor nicotinic alpha 7 subunit. Gene Ontology annotation, cellular component: postsynaptic membrane. Gene Ontology annotation, biological process: monoatomic ion transmembrane transport. Gene Ontology annotation, molecular function: transmembrane signaling receptor activity; acetylcholine-gated monoatomic cation-selective channel activity. The record is from RefSeq and is a predicted model, not a curated record. NCBI's taxonomy places the organism in Eukaryota, Metazoa, Chordata, Testudines, Cheloniidae.